This is a messenger RNA of Prorocentrum cordatum, 1597 nucleotides long. The record is from the annotation of a GenBank genome assembly. NCBI's taxonomy places the organism in Eukaryota, Dinophyceae, Prorocentrales, Prorocentraceae.
CACAGGCGGAGAGAUUGGACUGAGCUCGGGGGGCGGGACCCCCUGAGAAUCGGCGGGGUCGCCCCCGCGGACAGCUCGGGGGCCUUCUCCCCUUCGUUCGUGCCCCGUGCCGUGUUGGCCCUUUCUCCGUGCGUGCCAUUCCCACACUCCCCCUCCGUCCUUGUCAGCCCUCCUCUGGCGGUGUAGGGUCUAGCUGUUGUUGCUCAAGAUCGUCUCUGCUGAUGCUAUGCGUCCCGCAGGGAUCUCGACCAGGCGAUUCUUCCCUCGAUGUUGGCAUCGCGGAGUGUCAGAGGACCAAGCAGUGGAGCUCAGCUUUGCAAUUGUUGCGCCAUGCGUCUCAGCUGGGCGAGCGAGUCGGCCCACACCAUUACCUCGCGUCUGUCAGCACAUGCGGAAAAUGCAGCCAGUGGCAACAGGCGUUGUUGCUUCUCAGUGCCAUGUGGCAGGCGACGUGGAAACUCGGUGUCGUCGCCUACAGCGCUGGGAUCAGCGCGUGCGGAAAAGGCAGCCAGUGGCAGCAGGCUUUGUCGUUGCUGAGCGAGCUGCGGGGGGCAGAGCUGCAGCCCGACUCAGCCACAACGCGGUCAUCAGCGCGUGCGAGAGAGGCCAGCAGUGGCAGUACGCUCUGCUAUUGCUCAGCGAGAUGGGGACCGCGAGAUCGGAACCCGACGUAAUCAGCUUCACCGCUGGGAUCAGCGCUUGCGAGAAAAGCGGGGCGUGGCAGCAGGCCUUGUCCGUGAUGGGCGAGAUGCGGAAGGUGACGUUGGAGCCCAACUCAGCUACAGCGCUGGGAUCAGCGCGUGCGAGAAGGGCAGACAGUGGCAGCGCGCCCAGUCGUUGCUCUGCGAGAUGCGGGAGACAAAGCUUCAGCCCGACGUCAUCUACGCUACAACGCGGUCAUCAGCGCGUGCGAGAAAGGCGAGCAGUGGCAGCAGGCUCUGUCGCUGCUAAGCGACAUGUGGCAGGCGGAGUUGGAACCCAACAGUGUCAGCUUCUCUGCUGGGAUCAGCGCGUGUGGGAAAGGCGGGCAGUGGCAGCGUGCUCUUUCGUUACUGCCCGAGAUGCGGGCGGCGAAAUUGUGCCCAGAUGCUUUCAGCUACGGCGCAGGGAUCAGCGCGUGCGAGAAAGGCAUCAGUGGCAGCAGGCUUUGUCGUUGCUGAGCGACAUGCGGGGGGCGAAGCUUGAGUCCGAUGUCAUUAGCCUCACUGCUGGGAUCAGCGCGUGCGAGAAAGGCGAGCAAUGGCAGCAGGCUCUGUCGCUGCUAAGCGACAUGUGGCAGGCGGAGUUUGAGCCCAACGUUGUCAGCUUCUCUGCUGGGAUCAGCGCGUGUGGGAAAGGCGGGCAGUGGCAGCAGGCUCUGUCGUUGUUCAGCGAAAUGCGGGGGGCGCGGCUGGAGCUGGGAGUCAUCAGCUCCAAUGCUGCGAUCAGCGCGUGCGGCAAGAGUGGGCAGUGGCAGCAUGCUCUGUCGUUGCUGAGCGAGAUGCGGGGGUCGAAGGUGGAGUCCAACGUCAUUUCUACCAUUUUGUCUGACGCGGUGCACACCAAGAGGGUGGAUCGUUGCCUCGGGUGUGGCUUAGUUGGCUUCGAGAAGCCCCAG